CAGCCUCCAUUUGCGUGUGAAGUACAGAGUUUUCGUUUCACUCCGCGAAUUCAGCGCCUGAAUGAACUGGAGGCAAUGACGAGAGUGAAGCUGGACUUCUUGGAUCAGUUAGCAAAAUUUUGGGAACUCCAAGGAUCCAAUUUAAAAAUCCCUGUGGUGGAGAGAAAAAUACUGGAUCUCUAUGGUCUGAGCAAGAUUGUUGCCAGCAAAGGAGGCUUUGAAGUAGUCACUAAAGAGAAGAAAUGGUCUAAAGUGGCAAGUCGUCUUGGCUACCUGCCAGGAAAAGGCACAGGGUCGUUACUCAAGUCUCAUUAUGAACGGAUCUUAUACCCCUAUGAGCUCUUCCAGUCUGGGGUCAGCCUUAUGGGCAUCCAGAAGCCUAACUUGGACAUUAAGGAAAAAGUGGAGGCUGAGGACCUCAGCUCAGAUGCCCAGGCUUCCCCAAAGCAGGCUUCAAGAAUGAACGUUGUGCUGAAGAGAACCAGGCGUGUCAAAUCCCAGGCUGAGGCAGGAGAAAUGAGUAGAAAUACUGAACUGAAGAAACUACAGAUCUUUGGAGCUGGACCCAAGAUGAUGGGCCUGGCAUUGGGAGCAAAGGAUAAAGAGGAUGAGGUGACACGAAGACGCAAGGGAACCAGAUCAGAAGCGUUUGGAAUGCAGAUGAGGCAACGCAAAGGGACUCUUUCUGUCAACUUUGUUGAUCUGUAUGUUUGCUUAUUCUGUGGCAGAGGAAAUAACGAGGACAAACUUCUACUGUGUGAUGGAUGCGAUGACAGCUAUCACACUUUUUGCUUGAUUCCUCCUUUACCUGAUGUACCCAAGGGUGACUGGAGGUGUCCGAAGUGUGUUGCUGAGGAAUGCAACAAACCCCGUGAGGCCUUUGGAUUUGAACAGGCUGUCAGGGAAUAUACUCUCCAGAGCUUUGGUGAAAUGGCUGAUAACUUCAAGUCUGAUUAUUUCAACAUGCCGGUCCAUAUGGUUCCUACUGAGCUCGUAGAAAAAGAAUUCUGGCGGCUGGUGAGCAGCAUAGAAGAAGAUGUCAUUGUGGAAUAUGGGGCUGAUAUCUCAUCCAGGGACUUUGGAAGUGGCUUCCCAGUGAAGGAUGGCCGACGAAAGCUGAUGCCAGAGGAGGAGGAUUAUGCACUUUCUGGUUGGAACUUGAAUAACAUGCCAAUUCUGGAACAAUCAGUCCUUGCUCACAUCAAUGCAGAUAUCUCUGGCAUGAAGGUACCUUGGCUGUACGUCGGGAUGUGCUUCUCCUCGUUCUGCUGGCAUAUUGAAGACCAUUGGAGCUACUCCAUCAACUACCUGCACUGGGGAGAGCCAAAGACGUGGUACGGCGUGCCCUCUCAUGCAGCAGAGCAGCUAGAGGACGUGAUGAAGGAAUUGGCUCCUGAGCUCUUUGAAUCCCAGCCUGAUCUCCUGCAUCAGCUGGUCACUAUUAUGAACCCCAACGUGCUGAUGGAACAUGGUGUACCAGUAUACAGGACCAAUCAGUGUGCUGGAGAGUUUGUUGUGACCUUUCCUCGUGCCUAUCACUCUGGUUUUAACCAGGGAUAUAACUUCGCUGAAGCUGUGAACUUCUGCACUGCUGACUGGCUUCCCAUUGGACGCCAGUGUGUGAGUCAUUACCGAAGGCUGGGACGUCACUGUGUUUUCUCCCACGAAGAGCUGCUCUUCAAGAUGGCUGCAGAUCCAGAGUGCUUGGAUGUUGGGCUGGCUGCGAUGGUCUGCAAGGAGAUGACUCUAAUGAUAGAGGAAGAGACACGGUUAAGGGAGUCUGUGGUACAGAUGGGAGUGUUGAUGUCUGAAGAAGAGGUGUUUGAACUGGUUCCAGAUGAUGAGCGUCAGUGCACAGCUUGCAGAACCACGUGCUUCUUGUCAGCUCUUACAUGUUCCUGUAAUCCUGAGCGUCUGGUAUGCUUAUACCAUCCGUCUGAUUUAUGUCCAUGUCCCAUGCAGAAGAAGUGUCUAAGGUACCGGUACCCCCUAGAAGACCUUCCUUCUUUGCUCUAUGGAGUGAAAGUUAGAGCACAGUCUUAUGACACUUGGGUCAGUAGAGUUACAGAGGCUCUGUCUGCCAAUCUCAACCACAAGAAAGAUGUGAUCGAGCUGAGAGUAAUGUUGGAGGAUGCUGAAGACAGGAAAUAUCCAGAGAAUGAUCUUUUCCGGAGACUUAGAGAUGCUGUGAAGGAAGCAGAGACCUGUGCUUCAGUAGCACAGCUGCUUCUGAGCAAAAAGCAAAAACACAGCCGACAGAGCCAAGAUAGUGGAAGGACACGGACCAAGCUAACUAUGGAGGAGCUGAAGGCGUUUGUGCAGCAGUUGUUCAGCCUGCCCUGUGUUAUCAGCCAGGCCCGGCAAGUAAAG
Eurypyga helias (sunbittern) is the source of this 2370-nucleotide messenger RNA. Its product is annotated as lysine-specific demethylase 5A. The record is from RefSeq and is a predicted model, not a curated record. Gene Ontology annotation, molecular function: DNA binding; histone demethylase activity. NCBI's taxonomy places the organism in Eukaryota, Metazoa, Chordata, Aves, Eurypygiformes, Eurypygidae. Gene Ontology annotation, biological process: chromatin remodeling. Gene Ontology annotation, cellular component: nucleus. The annotation marks the transcript as partial. The transcript is spliced from 17 exons.